GCCACCGUCUGGAAGUCACCCUCGUCAGCAACAAGGGGAUGUUGUAGACAUUUUAGAACUAGGCGGGGCUUCCGGCUUUACGUUUGGUAUUCACUGUACGUAACUAGCUUCACUGACUAAUCUCAAGAGUCAGUUAAUUAUUGACAAAAUAGGAUCAACAUCAAGCCAUAAGAAUACGAACGUUAACCUUUGAGGGACAAGUGAAGCCAUGGCUGAAGCCGAGGAUAUUUUUCUUAGAGCUAAACAGCGGACCUUCACUGGACUGACCGAAGAUGAACAGAAGGAAUGGAGAGGCCCGUUCUGCUUCAUCCAGGCUGCAGACCCCCAGCUGGGUCUGAUGAAGACCUGGAGGGAGGGGGACUGUGACGGGGGAGGGGACGAGUGGACCGAUGAGGUUCAGCUGACCCAGCAGGCUGUGGAGGCCGUCAACAAGCUGAGCCCCAGGCCCAAGUUCAUGGUGCUGUGUGGGGACCUGGUCCAUGCCAUGCCAAGCACCCAGUACCGGGAGGGGCAGGAGCGGGACUUGAAGGUGGCUCUGAGGGGCACAGACCCCUCCAUCCCUCUGGUGUUUGUCAGUGGUAACCAUGACCUGGGUAACACACCCACCCCAGAGACUGUAGCCCAGUUCUGCAACACCUGGGGAGACGACUACUUCAGCUUCUGGGUUGGAGGGGUGCUGUGUCUGGUGCUGAACUCCCAGCUGUUCUUUGAUGCGUCGGCCUGCCCCGACCUGAGAGAUGCCCAGGAAGCCUGGUUAGAGGGCCAGCUGCAGAGGGCCUCCCAGGGGCCCGGGGUCACCCCCAAACACAUCCUGGUGUUCCAGCACAUCCCUCUGUACUUAAAGACCCCCGACGAGGAGGACGACUACUUUAACCUGCAGACCGCCACGAGGCAGAGCCUCCUAGGCAGGUUCAAACGGGCAGGAGUGAAGGCGGUGUUCUCCGGCCACUACCACCGUAAUGCGGGGGGGUUCCACAAUGGCCUGGACAUGGUGGUGAGCUCCGCUAUAGGCUGCCAGCUGGGAGAGGACACCCACGGGGUCAGGGUGGUGGUAGUGACCGCCGACCAGGUCAUCCAUCGCUACCACAGCCUGGAGCAGCUCAGUGGGCGGGGCAUGGACGAGGACCUCAGGAAACUACUGCAGGCCUGAGCCAAUCAGAGAAGAGGGGACACACAGGAACAGAAUACCAGGGCCUGAUUCAUGAAGCAUCUCAGGAGAGAAGUGCUGAUCUAGGUCCCUCUUUUUAUUCCUUAUGAUUUAAAAGGCUAAACUGAUCCUACAUCAGUACUGCUACUCUGACUCUUAAUACAGGCUCAGAACACCAGACGGUGGAGAGGAAGUCUGUCAAUCAUCUUAAGACCUGUAGUCUACUGUGAAUAAGCACCAACCCAUUGUAUUGUACAAGGUCAUCAGUCGCAGAAUGUGCUGGAUUUACCUUACUCCAGAGAAGAAGAAAAACAUCUGUUCUGCUGUUGUCAUAAGUUACUCUUGUCAAGAAUAUCCUAGUUAUGACUAUCUCUAAGGUCUACAAAGACACUGUCUGUAACACUCAUUGUGCAAACUAAUCCAAUGAGCAUGUCCUGUUUUAGUCAUGUCUUUUUUAUAUCAAGCUUGGGGGGAAUAAUGUUUGUCUAGUCAAGUUGCAGCAGCACUGAAUGUCUUUACUGACAACGGGUACUAGUAUGACUCUAUAGCCCUGAAACGACUCUCUGUUGCCCUGUAUGAAUAUUUUCAACCCCACUCACCCAAUCCUUGACGCAACAAAUUGUCAUGGCAACAGCAGUUGUCCUCGUUGAACAGGCCUGAUGGUGGUGAUGGGUGGGCCAACAACAACAUGAUGACCUCUGCAAUGAAAACACUGUAAUGGGAUCAACAACUCUUCAGUUUACAGCAACAUCCUGUCUGUGAAUGUGAUGUUCCCUACUAUGUAUUUGAUAUCUUCUUGACCUCAUUGAGAAUUUGUUAUAUUAGAUUUGUGAAUUGAUUUAGUACUUAAGUUGGGGUAUGGUCAGGAGGAUUCCAUUAGUUUAGUUUCUUUAGUCGCACUACAACUAAAUGUCAUGUUCUGUUGUUUUUUUUAAAUGAAUAAACAUUGAUUUAAACUAUU
This is a messenger RNA of Oncorhynchus mykiss (rainbow trout), 2108 nucleotides long. RefSeq names its product calcineurin-like phosphoesterase domain containing 1. NCBI's taxonomy places the organism in Eukaryota, Metazoa, Chordata, Actinopteri, Salmoniformes, Salmonidae. The record is from RefSeq and is a predicted model, not a curated record. Gene Ontology annotation, molecular function: hydrolase activity.